Messenger RNA from Rotaria socialis, 1803 nucleotides. NCBI's taxonomy places the organism in Eukaryota, Metazoa, Rotifera, Eurotatoria, Philodinida, Philodinidae. The record is from the annotation of a GenBank genome assembly.
AUGGCAGAUCGUCCGACGCACUCUACGCCAAGGUCACCACCCGCAAAGACUCGCAGUCACUCGGAACCACCAAUACCUUCACCGAAACGAAGCAAAUCGGAAAAAUCUUCUCCACCAUCGAAGAGAAAGCUGGCUGAAUCACCUCCGCCACAAUCGAAGAGAAAGCUGGCUGGAACACCUCCGCCAACAUUUAAGCGAAAGCAGACUGAAACACCUCUAGAGCCCAUAAUACCACAGCCCCUACCAUCACCAAAAGGAUCACCGGUAGAAAUCAAUGUACUACUCUUGGGAGAAACAGGUGUUGGAAAAUCAACAUUCAUCAACGCCUUUGUCAAUUACUUGAAAUUCGAUACUCUUCAACAAGCCGAACACGGCGAACCAGUUGUGUUAAUACCAGUUUCAUUUCUUCUAACUGUCGGUGAUAGAUUUGAUGAGGUUAUUGUCAAUUUUGGUGAUGUUGAUUCGAAUGAAGAUCAUGCACAUCAAGGUCAAUCAGUAACACAACACUGCAAAUCAUAUGUAUUCGACUUGAACAGUAGAUUCCGUUUACGUUUAAUCGAUACGCCUGGUAUUGGUGACACACGCGGUCUCAAUCAAGAUGCUAAAAAUAUUGAUCAUAUAUUGAAUUAUAUCAAUAGUUUACCGCAUUUAAAUGCCAUUUGUUUAUUACUGAAACCGAACGCAUCUCGACUAAACGUUUUCUUUCGUUCGUGUGUUCAACAAUUGAUAACUUAUUUAACACCCGAGGGUUAUAAUAAUAUUGUAUUCUGUUUUACAAAUGCUCGAGAAACUUUUUACGCACCAGGUGAUACUGGACCAUUACUGCGUAGAAUGCUCAACGAUGAACAUCUUAAUGCUAUUCCGUUUAAAAAAGAAAAUACAUUUUGUUUUGAUAGCGAAUCAUUUCGAUAUUUAGCUGCCCGGAAAAGUCGUAUCGAUUUUGAUGAAGAUCAAAAACAAGAAUAUUUCAAUAGUUGGAACAUCUCAGUUAAAGAAUCGAUGCGCUUGCUUAAUUUUAUUCAACGGUGCGAACAAUAUCGUUUAGAAGAAUGGCUAUCGCCAAGAAAGGCUGCACUUGAUAUAUCCAUGUUGGCUGUACCUCUCAUGGAAACAUUACGUUUAAUACUUUAUAAUACAAAAUUAACCGAAGCUAACUUAAAUGCUAAUCAAGUAGUACUUAAUUCCGAUCCGAUCGCUAUCGAUAUGUGUACUAGAUGUGCACAAGCUAAUAUCGUCGAGUUAGGUCCUUUCUGGUAUACACAAUAUCGCUCGCCUGUGUUGAGAACGGGCACAAAUCAACAUCGUCAUUGUCCUACAGAUGGAAAGCAUUUUUUUAUUGAAUCAAUCGUAACCUAUGAAUUUAUUGGACGGCCAGCAGGUCUUAAAAUUGAGCAAUGGCAAAGUUCUUUUCGUAAUUUUCUACUUAAAUGUGAUAGACUAGCUCAUUAUUUACGACAACAAAAACUACCAGUUCAAAAUGAUCCAUUUCAAUCAAUACUCGAACGUUUUCUCGAAGAAGAACAGCAAAUCAGUAAAAUACGUAAUAUAGAUUCUGCUGCGAACCGAAGAUUGUGCGAAGUUUUAAACUCUAUUAAACGAAUACGUCAAGAGAAUAGUCAACAAUUAUUUGUAGCCAAUGAAAAUCUUUCGAUUUUUGAACUCUAUGCAAUCAUCGAUGAAUUGACAGCAAUACAGACAGUUAAGAAACAAGUCGAUAUUAUUAAAACGAGUCGCCAAUUAAAAAUGGUAGAAAAUGAACUUAUAAUACCAGCAAACUUAAUCAAAACACGACUAUUCGCCUGA